Molecule: messenger RNA, 3962 nt
Organism: Epinephelus moara (kelp grouper)
Lineage: Eukaryota; Metazoa; Chordata; Actinopteri; Perciformes; Serranidae
Product: metalloproteinase inhibitor 3
Exons: 5
Coding region: 201-845 (214 amino acids)
Biological process (GO): negative regulation of membrane protein ectodomain proteolysis; negative regulation of endopeptidase activity
Cellular component (GO): extracellular matrix
Molecular function (GO): metalloendopeptidase inhibitor activity; protease binding
Source: RefSeq, a predicted model, not a curated record
GUGCGCCUCUCCGGGAGUCAGGGGGAAACGCUCAAGCGAGGCGAGAAGCAACAACAAGCAGCGCACAGCAGAGCAGCGCAGAGAGAGAGACUUGGACAUUACACACACACACAGCCUGUUACUCCACAGCGGAUCCGGCCGGACUCCAUACCCUUUAAUCCAACAGCAGCAGCAGAGAGGAGUGGAAAAAGUUUGGAGACAUGCAGUCAGUGUACCAGCACCUGAUCAGCCUGCUGUUUAUCUUCAGCAGCCUGCAGGUUAACCAGCUGACGGAGGGCUGCUCGUGCGCUCUGACGCACCCGCAGGACGCCUUCUGCAACUCCGACAUAGUGAUCCGAGCUAAAGUGGUGGGCAAGAAGCUCCUGAGAGAUGGACCUUUUGGAACAAUGCGCUACACCGUCAAGCAAAUGAAGAUGUACAAAGGAUUCGACAAGGUCCAGCAUGUGCAGCACAUUUACACAGAUGCCUCAGAGAGUUUGUGCGGGGUGAAGUUUGACAUCAACAAGUACCAGUACCUGAUCACAGGUCGAGUGUACGAUGGCAAGGUCUACACAGGGCUGUGCAACUUCAACGAGCGGUGGGAGCGCCUCUCGUUGGCCCAGAAGAAAGGCAUCAACCAUCGCUACCAGCUGGGCUGCAACUGCAGGAUUAAACCCUGCCACUACCUACCCUGCUUCGUGACCUCAAAGAAUGAGUGCCUAUGGACGGACAUGCUGUCCCACUUCGGCUAUCCCGGCUACCAGUCCCGGCACUACGCCUGCAUCCAGCAGAAGGAGGGCUACUGCAGCUGGUACCGGGGCAUGACCUCACGCGACAAAACCACCAUCAACGCCACCGACCCCUGAACCCCAACGCACCCUGCCUGAAAUCCACUGCCGCCUCCCUGACUCCGUCCCAUCCUUAUCACUUCUAGAGUAUUACAGGACUCUUAAAGCUCACUGGCCUGGGUGACAGCCUCAUUAAAGGGGCAAAAAAGAGAAAAGAACAAAUCCAUUACAGUGCCUGUUUCGUAGCACUUCUGAUAGAAAACAAUACCUUUUUUUGUUGUCGUUCAGAUCGCCCUGUUGAACAUUUUCCCAAACCACGAAUCAAACAGUCCUUGCACCAAACCGUCUCUUCAGGGUUCAGUGGUGUUAAAAAGGUGACAGACAUUCAUAAGGCCAAUAAGUAGUGUAAGACCUUGAUCAACCUCUAUUGAUCUUCAGAACUGAAGAACUAAUCUCCAAGACCCACAGUGACCUGUACACAGUUGAAAGUAUCAAUAAGUAUCAUUGCUCAAGUAGCGACUUUUGUUAAUUAGCUGAUUGCUAACCUAGUAUUAUGUUCUCUUUGUGCAUAGAGGCAGUUUAUCGUCACAAAAAAAAAACAAGGACUCUCAAAACAAAAGGUCAAGUAUCAGACAAAUUUCUAUCAAUGAAAAAAGUAUUGCCAAUGAUCACUAUGUAAAUUUAAGAUGUAAAGCUGUUACAUUGUUGCUACCGAACUGCACUUGCUAGCAUUAGACUCACGCAGUUCUAGACAUCAACAAUACAGAUCGAGUGCCAAUGUGAGGUAUGAUCUCUUAAAGUUAUACCUCUUAUUUCGGCCUCAGUAUUUUUUCUUUUGAAAAUGGUAUUGUUUUACAGUGAAGUAUACAUCGAUUAUGUUCACAGUUUUUACUGUAACAUGUGUCUUUAUGGAUGGUAGUAUCUCUGCUUACCUGAAUGUUUGCAAUGUAACUCAUUUUGCAGUUAUAUCACAAACAACGCCCUUUCUGUUGCGCACUGUUGAAUAUCAGAGAAAUGCUAAAAAUAUCUGUCGCAGUGCCAACGUUGUGGAGGGCCGACUUCUUGCAGAGAUGGUGAUAUUUUAUUUUUUGCUGUAUAUAACAUAAGCUACAGAAAUGAACUCAGCUGAAACCUCUGUAAUACAUUUAUUUAUAUGUUUAUUGGAUAACACAGUAACUAUGUGGUAUUAUCUGCAAAGAAAAAUAAGAAAAAAAUAUAUAACAGGUCAAAACUACAUUGUGACAACCAUCGCAGCCUGUGCAACCGUCCAGAAUGAAGGACCAGCAUCUCCUAUGGUAUGUACUUAUGGUACUAUUGUUUGUUAGCUCGAUCAUAGUUACCCUGACUGGUACUCUUCACCAAUCCAGUGAAAGUCAAGUAUAAGCAGAGGUUUCAGACAAUGAGAUAUUUUGUAAGUGUAUAUUCAAUCUUUUUGUAUUUAACUAUUUCAAAUGGACAUUAUAUAUAUAUAUAUAUAUAAAAAAAUGAAAGUAACAAUAUUGUCACUAAAUUCAUUCUUCUUCACCUGUUCCCCAUCUAGGGUUUUUCUUAUUUUUUUUCCCAGUGCUGUACCUUCAGUCCAUUCCAUUAACAGACACAGAUUUGCUUCAGAGGAAGUAACAGCCCCCUCAUCAUUGACAGUUAAAGAAUAUUGUAUCGCUAAUGCACUGAGGUUUUAACCAAGUUGGUGGUUUUAAAAAAGAGUAGUUUGACAUUUUGGGAAAUUUGCUUUUUUGCUUCGAGAUGGAUGAGAAGAUAUACCACUCUUAUAUGCUACAUAUGAAGCUACAGCCGGCAGCCGGUUAGUUCAGUUUUCUUAACGCUAAGCUAAGCUAAGCACCUUGUGGCUCUAGUUUCACUUUUAACAGAUAGACAUGAGAAGGAUGCCGAAAUUCUUAUCUAUCAGCAAGAAAGUAAAUACGAAACUGUUAGCCUACGUUAGCGUUAGCCUAGAAGCAGGGGGAAACAGCUAGCUUGGCUCUGUCCGGCUUUUAAAAAAAAGACACCUACCAGCUCCUGAAUUAACAAAUUAAACAAAUGACAUACAGCUUGUUAAUUAUUGAUUUGGAGGUGCUCAAUACAAAUUUUUGAAAACUUUGGAAAUACUUAAUGUUCCCCUCAUGUUUCCAAUCUUUAUGCUAGCUAAGCUAAUUGCCUGCUGGCUCUAGUUCAAGUUUAGUGUACAGACAUGAGAGUGGUGUCAGUCUUUUUAGCUAGCUCCUGCCAAAAAAACAAUAAACAUUUUUUCCAAAAUGUCAAACUAUUGUUUUAAAGUUAUGAACAAUCUAGCUGAGAAGAUUGAUACCACUUUUUUAUGCUAAAUAUUAAGCAACAGCCAGCAGCUAGUUAGCUUAGUUUAAAGUCUUAACGCUAAGCUAGGCUAACCGUCUCUUCUUGGCUGUAGCUUCAUGCUGAACAGACAGACGUGGAAGCGUGCAGAAAUUCUGGUCUAUCAGCAACAAAUAAGCAAUUUUCUUUUUAUUCAUUCAGCUCCAUUCCAAAAUGACAAAAAUGUGUUUUCCCUCAGUUUUAUUCAUGUGAAAACAGCAUUUAGACCACUUCCUGACAAUAAAGUCAGAUCAUAUCAGGGGAGGAGGGCAGCUAUGAAUUAUAUCCGACACUCAACAGUAGGCCAAUUUUGGUCUGAUAAGUUUAACAAAAUUACAAUAAAAUGAUUUUAAGUGAUGUUAAUCUACCCUGUUUAAUUUUGCACAAGUACUUUCAACAAAACAUCCCUCUAUCCAUUUUCAUUUUUAAUUUUUUCUUGCUCAAAAUUUCCGUCUGUAUAGUCUUUGGCUUGAGUUUGCAACACACAGAAAGUCCUGAUGAUUUUGUUUUAAAGAGGUUAGAAGAAAAGUUAAUAAUAACUGACCUUCGAGGGAUUUUUUUUUGUACAAAACGUCCUUUCUGUCUUUCUACAUGUUGACGAGGCUUUUUCUCCAGCUGUGGCGUUUCUGUGUCACUAUUUCUGUGGUUCAUGUUUGUGUAAAUAUACUGUCUGCUUAACACAGAAACACUUGGUCAAGUUUGAUCCUUAAAGAAAAAAAUCCAAUCAAGGAAGCUGUGUACAGUCUGUGUGUAAACACUGAUUCCUGAAGUGUGUGUGUGUGGGGUUUCCUUGUAGGGGUUAUAGAAAUGUUUGACUUAAUUUCUGUGUUUUAUAUUUUUAUAAUAAAGAUUUAAUGAAAAACGGGC